This is a messenger RNA of Ilex paraguariensis (yerba mate), 369 nucleotides long. NCBI's taxonomy places the organism in Eukaryota, Viridiplantae, Streptophyta, Magnoliopsida, Aquifoliales, Aquifoliaceae. The record is from the annotation of a GenBank genome assembly.
AUGAACGCCAAGCUGACAACACUGGCCAGUCACAAUCAACCAAGGUUCCAACCUGGCAAUCUUGAACAUAAUGCAAACCUGUAUGAGCGGGUUUGUGAAAUAGCAGCAAAGAAGGGAUGUACGCCAUCACAGCUAGCAUUGGCUUGGGUUCAGCACCAAGGGAAUGACGUGUGUCCCAUUCCGGGUACAACUAAGAUUGAGAACCUCAACCAGAACAUUGGAGCUUUGUCUGUAAAGCUUACACCGGAAGAGAUGGCUGAGCUCGAAUCCAUUGCUUCAGUUGAUGCAGUCAAGGGUGAUAGAUAUGAGUCUGGUAUGUCUACUUGGAAGACUUCAGACACUCCGCCAUUGUCCUCGUGGAAAGCUUAA